GCAUGAUGGGGCUCCGCUCCUCCCGCCUGCAUAUAUAGGGUCAGGCUGCUGGACGGGCGCUGCGGCUGCCGGGCGCGAUGGAGCAGCUGGGGAAGCGGUCGGGGCCGGCGGCUCGGCUGGACGCCAUCCUGCGGCACCUGUCCCCGCGGGCGGCCCCUGCUCUCACAUUCAUUCCUACUUCAGCACAAGUUAGUGCUGUUCAUCAGCCAGGGAAGUUUCGCUUUACUCUGGACAAUGGUAUCCUCACUACAGAGCAAAGGCAGUUCUAUGAAGACAAUGGUUAUCUGCUCAUUAGGAAGCUUGUUUCUGAUGAAGACAUUGAGCGUUUCAGGAAGGAGUUCAUAAGGAUCUGUAAGAAAGAGGUGAGAGUUCCUGGAGCUAUGAUUAUGAAAAAUGAGGCCCUGAGAUCCCAGUAUGGCCAGACUGAAAGCGUCGUUAAUAAAGUGCAGGACUUCCAGGAGAAUGAGGAGUUGUUCAGAUACUGUACUCUGCCACAGAUCCUCAAGUACGUUGAGUGCUUCACUGGGCCCAACAUAAUGGCAAUGCACACCAUGCUGAUAAAUAAACUUCCAGAUUCUGACAAACAGACUUUUCUCCACCCCAUGCAUCAGGACUUGCACUAUUUCCCGUUCCGGCCAGCAGACCGCAUCGUGUGCUCGUGGACUGCCAUGCAGAGAGCUGAUGAGAACAAUGGGUGCCUAGUUGUCGUGCCUGGGACACACACAUUGCCUCUGAAGCCUCACGGCUAUCCAGAGUGGGAGGGUAAAACAAACAAACUGUUUCAUGGGAUACUUGAUUACGAUGAGAAGAGUCCCAAGGUUCACCUUGUUAUGGAGAAGGGAGACACAGUGUUCUUCCAUCCCCUGCUCAUUCAUGGCUCCGGGAUAAAUAAGACAUCAGGUUUCCGAAAGAGCAUAAGCUGCCACUUUGCCAGCUCAGAUGGCCACUAUAUUGAUGUCAAGAACACAACCCAGGCAGACCUGGAGAAGGAGCUGCAAGAAAUGGUACACAGGAGAUAUGACAUGCCUGCUCUGGCACUCAAGGAUAUUUGGACCUUCAGAGCACGAGUUGUGCAAGGGGAAAGAAUUAACCUGUAGAACAACCUGCGAAGACCAGGAUGGAAAAAUGUGCCUAUAUGAGCUGCUGUGAUGGGAAAGCACAGACCCCACAUCAGCAGUUGGAAUUACAUGCACUUUGUUGACCUCUGCAUUGGUAACUUAGCCAAAUGCUGUACUGCUAAGUGGUUUUAUGCUAAUACAAAAUAAUUGCACUAAGGUUGAACGGCUGAUGUACGUCAAGGAAAAUCUAACCUAGAAAACAGAUUUGCUGUGGUUCUUUCAGACAAUCAAAGAAUAAUGGUCUUUAAAGAUCACCUUAAUCAUUUUGAUGUCUUCACUCUCAUUUUUAAGGUUUCUCCUGUGACAUACCUUUGAGCUGAUGCUAUAUUAAUAUAAGAUUUUUAUGCAAGGAUUUAUGUAAGAGUUUGUAAUUUUUAAACUGCCCAACAUCCUGUUCUAUGCAAAGGAAGUGCAAGGAGUCAGUUUUAUGUGAGCCUUCUGUACAGGAUGAGCUCACAUGGGAGGUCAUACUGAUACCAGCAGAAAGAACUUGCAAGGAACUGGGUAAAGGGAAAGCAGCAGCUUGGAUCGAAAAAUGAGACUGGUGGAGCCGAGUAUUACUGCUUGCACCAUUCCUCAAACAUAGCCUAGUGUGCUAUGAUAGCUAACCAAGCAGCACUGGCACAAGGUAAAUGUGUGUCUGGUAGAGCUGGAAACUUCUGGGCCUGCAGAGCAUCCUCUGUUGGCCUUGCACAACUGCUAUAGGGCUGUGUAAAACAAGGGGGUCCUGCUCUGAGGCUGGCAGUUCAGUAAGCGUGCCUUUUGGCAUUGGCUGGCCGGGAGGUGGUUAGGCUUUCCUCACAGUGUAGCGGGUGGCAGGGUGGAUUGAUGUGCACUGAAAUGAUCUCUCGCCUUUCACAGUAUUUUUUUCUUGACUUCUGAAGGAUUCUUCUGCUUUCAGAAUCUGUUUUUGGAAACAAUGAUUAAAUGCGAGCAAAAUGAAACUGA
Meleagris gallopavo (turkey) is the source of this 2066-nucleotide messenger RNA. RefSeq names its product phytanoyl-CoA 2-hydroxylase (gene PHYH). Gene Ontology annotation, biological process: fatty acid alpha-oxidation. The record is from RefSeq and is a predicted model, not a curated record. Lineage: Eukaryota; Metazoa; Chordata; Aves; Galliformes; Phasianidae. Gene Ontology annotation, molecular function: phytanoyl-CoA dioxygenase activity.